CAGUAAUUGGUCCAUUCUCUCUCACCACACGGCGAUAAAAUUCACAUUAACGAAGAGAACCAGCAAUCCUCAUGACAGAAACCAUCCAUCAUCCCCAUCCACCUCUACGUACCAUUUCCAUUCUACCUACCUACCUACCUAAUUACCACCUACGCAUCAACACUCGUUGCAAGUCAACCAGCCGUAGCAUGCAUGUAAUGUUCGGCCUGGUUGACUCGCGCUAUUCCCCCAAAUGGGCCCGAGCGCCCGUGCGGCUUACAUAACCGCUGAUGGAUUCUCCAAUUCGGCCUCAUGUCCUGGCGACCUCUUCUUACCCACCUCCUCGCCGGCCUCACACGACAAUCAAUCCCGGAGUCCCUCCUGGUGCGCGCCUGCUCUACAACCCACUCAUACCCUCAUUUGCUGCUUAAUGACGUGAUCGGCUUUGUCACUGUCGUUGCCCCUUAUCAACGCCGUACAGGUCUGAUCUGAUGAGGCUCGAAUCAAGGAUCGUCGCACCCCCAUCGCUUGACACAGUCAAGAUGGAGGACCGCAAAAGGCCAGCUGGGCAUGAAGACGCCGCUCCUCCUGCUAAGAGGCAAGCUGUAACUGUUAACGGUGCGAGGUCGCAUCCGGAUGCUGACCUACCAUGGAAAGAGGAGAUAGAGGCCUUUCAAAAAGAUGCCAUCCUCCGGCAAAUGCGCGAGUACAAGCGUGAAAAGGCCACCAUCGAGGCUCAGCUCACCGAGAUCGAAACCCGUUCGCAAUACCACGAUGACCACCUUCGUACAAUAGAUGCAUGGUUCGAUCAGCUCGUUGACGAGAUCAAGGUCUUGAGCGAAGAAAAGCUGCCCACCGUCCCACAGCUUGACUCGACACGUUCUAUUCCAUCUACUUUGUUUUUCGAAGACUCACAGAACAUGCGAGAACAUCUUGUCGACCGCAAAGACAAGAUUGUGUCGGCAUUAUCUGGACUUUUCGCCAAAUACUCCCCUACAGGCCCGGAGGUCUCCGCUCUCCAGCAUCAGAUGUCGCGACUGCUUGCAUCCGAGAAAGAACACAUAUGUGAGCUGCAACGGGUCAUCACUGAGAAAGAACAAAUGUCAGAGCGUCUUGUCACUGCCACGCACCGUUAUAUGAUUGCCGAGAAGAAGAUUGAUCGCCUGAAGAGCCAGCAGGUACAAAAGUUGGAGAGCCAGGCUAUCGCUUCGAGCGUUGCUGUUAAAGAAGAGACCCCCUCGGCAAGCAAUGGCGUGGAACCCGUGAAUGGUACAUCAUCUGGACCAUUGGCUGAAGAGGUGGAGACUGCGCGAGAUCAAGCUCUUGCCGAGGCUGCUAAACGCAAAGAGCACGUCGAACAAUUGGAGGCUGUGAACAAGAAAUUGACUGACGAGGUCACCGCAUUGACUGCGAAAUUGGCUGGUCUUUCGGAUGACGACUAUGCUAAAACCGAUCUUUUCAAAGCUAUAAAAUCGCAGCAUGAGGACGUCAUUAAAAGGAUUAACCACCUGGAGGCUACAAAUAUACAACUUCGUGAGGAGGCCAAGAAAUAUCAAGCGGAGAGAACUGCAUAUCGGAUCAAAGUUGACGAUGAAGCCCGUGCCACGAUGAGCGAAUCUGAAAGCGCUGUGGUGCAAGCAGAAUCAAACUUGACCCGCAUCCGUCACGCCAGGGACGAACUGCUGGUGGAGAAUAAGCUACUUGAAUCGAACCGGAAAGAUACUGAGACAUCAAAGCAGCAAACCGCUGAGCUUUUAAGCGCUUGUGAGAACCGCAUCAAGACUUUGGAGUCCGAAUGUGACAGGUUGCGUUUGCAACUUGAAGGAAAAGAGUCUACAGAAGGGUCGCCUGACCUCGAGUCUUUAUCCUUGGAGGAAUUACGGUCCAAAGUUAAAACCUACGAACUCCAGAAUAAAAUGCUGAGUGACGAGCUACCAGCGAUGGAGGCGUUGUGGAAGAAGGCUCAAGCUAUUGCUGGCAAGAAAAUAGCUGAUAUCACCACGUGGGAGGAGAACGUAUCCAGAGCAAUGGCAGACAAAGUCAAGGCAGACCAAAAGUUUUUUGCGGCAAUGAAAGCGAAGGAAGCUUUGCAAUCGCAGCUAAAGGCUCUUCAAGAGCAAGUCGGGAAGGGUACCAAGGUCGUGGCUCAACUCAAAGAGGCCGAUUCUACCAGCCGAUCCUUGGUCGACAAGCUCGAAAAACAGACGGCAGAGAUGAGGGCACAGAUGGAUGAUCUAACAGCACAGCACCGUCAGUUGCAGCAAAAGGCCAACGAAAGCGCGUUAGCAGCUGAGAGCCACGUAGGCCAGAUCGCGGAGCUCAAGAAGGUUGUCGAAAGCAAAGAUACAAACUAUCUGACUGCGAAGAAGGCACAGCGCGAGGCCGAGGUUGAACGCGACAAGAUGGCAGCACAGGUGGAAGGUCUCGACAAACAAAUCGAUCACUGGAAAAAGAAAAGCCAAGGCCAGCAAAGUGAAACAUUCACCCAAAUGGAGAGCAUGCUACAAUGUCAAAUCUGCAAAAAUAAGAUUAAAGAUACAGUCAUCAAAACAUGCGGACACGUUUUUUGCGACCAAUGUAUCCAGGACCGCCUGACGAACCGAGCCAGAAAAUGCCCCAACUGUGGCAAGGCAUUUGGUAACAAUGACACCAUGAGGAUUCAUCUAUGA
Molecule: messenger RNA, 2648 nt
Organism: Periconia digitata
Lineage: Eukaryota; Fungi; Ascomycota; Dothideomycetes; Pleosporales; Periconiaceae
Source: the annotation of a GenBank genome assembly